UUAGGCUCAAUUGAUUCAAUAUAGGAACAUAACUUCUUUAUUACAAUCAAUUCGAAAUUAAAUUAUAAUAGUCAAAGUAUUGUUUUUAUAUCAAUGAAAUUAUUACAAUCAACUUCAUCUGCUCAGAACUAUAAUGAUUGAAGUAUAUCGCAUGGACGGAAAUUAACACGAUCAAUUGAUUAAACUCCAUAGUGACGUAUAUUACAAUAUAUAUUCUCCUUUAGAGUAUAUCACAUUAUGGUUCAGAUGACAUCGUUAAAACAAAAUCGCAUUGAAAAACUUAUUUUUUCAGAAAUUUAUAGAAUUGUUGAGCUGUUAAACGACUUUUAUAUAAAAGUUUUAAAGUAUCAAGAAAAACAUCUUGUUAUAGAUGUAGAAAGAAUCAUUCGAUUAUUCAAAAGUAAAUUUUUCCAAGCUCUAAUAGAUAUUCAAGAAUAUUAUGUAAUAACAUUAUUGGAUCAUGUUAAUUGCAACGAUUCAAUGGUAGAUGGAUAUGAAAUCUCAUCGUAUCCGUGUGAUAUAAUAUGUCAUCAAUUUCAUUCAUUAUCAUCAGAGUCUUCUUAUAAAAGAAUAGACGAAUCAAAUGGAAAUUUUGAAGUAGUUCUAAAACGAAAAAAGGCAGGUUUAGGAUUUAGUAUUGCUGGAGGUAUAGACAAUCCACAUCUUCCAAAUGAUUCUCGUAUAUAUGUUACUAAAAUUAUACCUGACGGUGCAGCAGCAAUAGAUGGCCGGCUUCAAAUCAAAGAUAUAAUAACGAAAGUGAAUGAUCAAUCUCUCUUGAAUAUUACGCAUUCAUCAGCAGUAUUGAUACUGAAGCAAGCUGGAGAAGAGGUUAUUUUGCAUAUUCAACGCUGUCAAAAUGAAAUAGACAUUAUUGAAAUCACAUUAUUUAAGAACAGUGACGGCUUCGGAUUUAGUAUUACUGGAGGAAAAGAUAAUCAACAUAUUCCCAGCGAUAAUGGGAUAUUUGUUACGAAAAUAUUAGAAGGAGGCGUUGCAUUUUUAGAUGGUCGUCUUAAAGUUGGAGAUAAAAUUAUUGGUAUCAAAAAUGCCGACGGAAUGAAGACGUUUGAUAAUAUUACUCAUCAACAAGCAGUAGAAAUAUUGAAAGCUGUAGAAGAUCGGAUUACACUCUUAAUAGAAAAACGAUUGGAUGAUAUAGUUACACAUGAUUUUGAACAGCACUCCACACUAAAAGUCACAUCCACUUUACAAUCUAAACAAGUUUACACAAGUGAAAGUCACUUAGACAAUUGUGGAAUAAUUGAUACUGUUGAUUUAGCAUUAUUGUCCGAUCAAGUUUCGCAGACCACGCUUAAAGAUGCUCGUCAAGUUCAUCUACGAAAAGGACGGCAUGGAUUUGGUUUUAAUAUCGUUGGUGGAGAAGAUGGAGACAGUAUAUAUAUAUCUUUUAUAUUGAAAGAGGGACCAGCAUUUAUUGAUGGUACAUUGAAGAAAGGUGAUAGAAUUGUGUCAGUUAAUGGUAUUGACUUCAAAAAUAUAUCUCAUGAAAAGGCAGUUGGUAUUCUUAAAGGUUCUAAUGCAGAAAUAGAUUUAAUAGUCGAACAUGACCAAGAAAAUUAUAAAAUUUUUGAGAAAAAAAUUAUGGGUCUAAAAAAUGUUCAGUCAGUAGAUUGUGUAAAUUUAAAAAAUAUUCUAAAAACGAACGGAAAAAAGUGCACGUAUCUCAGAGCAUUAUUUAAAUACGAUCCGAGCAAAGACGAAGAUUUACCUAGUAUAGCUUUAUCAUUUUGUUUCGGAGAUAUUUUAUAUGUAACCAAUGCAAGUGACGAAGAAUGGUGGGUUGCAAUAAAAUUAAAUGUUGAUGACGAAGUAUCUGGCAUUAUUCCAUCUCGUAGACGUUGGGAAAGGAAGCAACGAGCUCGGGAUAGAACAGUGAAAUUUGAAGGCGAUCCAUCAAUUCUCACUAAUAAACCACAUUUGGACAGAAGAAGAAGAAACUAUUCUUUCAGUCGGAAAUUUCCUUUUAUGAAGAAUAAGGAUGACAAAUAUGAUGAUUAUCCAGAACAAGAACCUUAUAUGCAAUGUUACACCCAAAGUGAUACUAGGCAUGAAGAUUUCAGCAGAAAAGAAAUAUUAUACCGCGUGGAACUGCCUUAUAUGGAAGAGUUAACAUUGGUUUAUUUAGAAAAAGAUGUGGAUGAAGAAGACUUGCAAGAGUUAUCUGGCGAAGAAAAUAUUCUAUCAUAUGAAGAAGUGGAACAGAUAAACAUUACAUUUGCCAGACCUGUUGUGAUUUUAGGGCCACUAAAGGAUAAGAUAAAUGAUGAUUUGAUAUCACAGUACCCGGAAAAGUUUGGAAGCUGUGUACCACAUACUACGAGACCAAAGAGAGAUGAUGAAAUCGAAGGGUGUGAUUAUCACUUUGUUUCGUCUAGGAGUCAAAUGGAAAUUGAUAUUCAGAACCAUUUAUUCAUAGAAGCUGGACAGUACAAUGAAAAUUUAUACGGAACAUCGAUAUCAUCAGUGAAUGAAGUAGCAAAAACGGGAAAACAUUGUAUCCUUGAUGUAAGUGGAAAUGCGAUCAAACGAUUGUAUGCUGCUCAUCUUUAUCCCAUUGCGCUAUUUGUGAAGGUUAUGUCUGCACAAUCUCUGAUGAAAAUAUUAAAACGCAUAACCGAUGAUCAAGCUAACAAAUUAUAUCAGCGAUCAUUGAAAAUCGAGCAAGACUUCACUGAACAUUUUACAGGUAUAAUUGAAGAUGAUGAUUAUGAGAAAGUCUACCAACAAAUUUUAGACAUUAUUGCUAGAGAGACUGGACCAAAAAUUUGGAUUCCAUCAAAAUAUCGAGGAGCUAGCUAAAGCAAGUUUUAAAAUUGUUAAUAAAUAUGUAGAAAUAAAACUUUUCAUGUUAUUCAAAACACCUUUUUAGUGUAUUAAAAAAAAAAGGUAAUAAAGACUUAAU
Molecule: messenger RNA, 2926 nt
Organism: Phymastichus coffea
Lineage: Eukaryota; Metazoa; Arthropoda; Insecta; Hymenoptera; Eulophidae
Product: disks large 1 tumor suppressor protein-like
Exons: 19
Coding region: 238-2823 (861 amino acids)
Biological process (GO): chemical synaptic transmission
Cellular component (GO): neuromuscular junction; postsynaptic density membrane; neuron projection
Molecular function (GO): protein binding
Source: RefSeq, a predicted model, not a curated record